Molecule: messenger RNA, 935 nt
Organism: Mobula hypostoma (lesser devil ray)
Lineage: Eukaryota; Metazoa; Chordata; Chondrichthyes; Myliobatiformes; Myliobatidae
Product: trypsin-like
Exons: 4
Coding region: 180-896 (238 amino acids)
Biological process (GO): proteolysis
Molecular function (GO): serine-type endopeptidase activity
Source: RefSeq, a predicted model, not a curated record
UCCUCUCCUCAUUUCCACCACACACCUUACCUCCUCUCCCUCUUCUCCUCUGCACCUUUCCUUCCCAGAUCUCACCUUCUACACUUCGCCCCAUCUGACUCUCGACCACACUCAGUUUCCUUCUCUCCCUCCCCUUUCUCUCUCUACUCACCAUUACUCCCCUUACAAUCGGUCUAACCAUGUUCUCUGCCCCCUCAGCCGCCGCUCCCACCAGCGACGACGACAAAAUCAUCGGGGGGUACGAGUGUCCUAAACACUCCACCCCCUGGAUCGUCUCACUCAACGUCGGCUACCACUUGUGUGGCGGGUCGCUCAUCAGCGAGAACUGGGUGGUGUCCGCUGCCCAUUGCUACAAGAGACGUAUCCAGGUGCGUUUGGGUGAACACGACAUCACGGUUGCGGAAGGGACGGAGCAGUUAAUCGAAUCGGAGGUGGUUCUCCGCCACCCCAGGUACGACUACUACACCCUGGACUACGAUAUCAUGCUGAUCAAACUGUCGCAGCCCGCCGUACUCAACCGCAACGUGGCCGCCAUUUCGCUCCCAACGCAGUGCCCAAUGGCAGGCGAUGAGUGUCUCAUCUCCGGCUGGGGCAACACCAAGGACCCAGCCGUCAGUCGUGGCCGGUUACAGUGUCUGAAAGCCCCCAUCCUCAGCCAGAGGGUUUGCGAGAAUUCGUAUCCGUGGAGGAUCACCAAGGACAUGAUAUGUAUCGGAUUCCUGGAGGGAGGCAUGGAUUCCUGCGAGGGUGACUCUGGCGGACCAGUGGUGUGUGACGGGGUGCUCCAGGGUGUGGUCUCCUGGGGCGACGGAUGCGCCGAGAGGUUUUACCCCGGUGUCUACACUCGCGUCUGCAACUUCGUCUCCUGGAUUGAGGAAACGAUGGCAGCGAAUUAAAGACACCGCCUCCCGCACCGGAGGCUCUGUAAUAAAUCU